Symbiodinium pilosum is the source of this 589-nucleotide messenger RNA. The record is from the annotation of a GenBank genome assembly. NCBI's taxonomy places the organism in Eukaryota, Dinophyceae, Suessiales, Symbiodiniaceae.
GUGUGCAAAUGCUGCUGAAAAAGAGGAUCUGAAGAGGAGAUUUCAAGGCAAAGUGGAGUUCGUGGAUAAUGCCCUCAAGGAUGCUCUUCUGGAAUAUAGAUCUCGGUGCCACGACCUGGGCCUCACAAUCAGACCACGCGUCUUCGAAGAGCAAGCGGAGUUGGAGCUCCCAAUCAUGGACAUGUCCAGUUCGCCAUCUUCAGCUUCCUCGCCCGGGGAGAGUUCAAAGGUCACGGUUACUGAUAUUAAAUACUUGAGAAGCCAGGGCGGCAUCAAGGGUGUUUUGGAGAUCCACAAGGUUCGGGAAGAGGAACUUCAAGGCUAUGCGCACUUGUGGAAAACUACAGAAAUAUGGAGCCUACUGAAACGACAACAGGCCUUUCACAACUGGUUCUCCAAGUUGGGAGACCAAUGCGGGUUUGCCUUAGCGCAAGCUUACCGAUUGGAGCUUUCCGUACAUUUUGUUCGAAAGCAAGAAUAUCGUGGCCGGAGCUCUGCUGUGGCAUCUGAUCGCUUACGGCUGAAUUUCGAUGCUGUGACCACUCCUGGAGUGCUGUUCAUGGAUUCUCGUCCAAGACCUAUGUACUAG